Messenger RNA from Jatropha curcas, 1565 nucleotides. Its product is annotated as putative 2-carboxy-D-arabinitol-1-phosphatase. The record is from RefSeq and is a predicted model, not a curated record. Lineage: Eukaryota; Viridiplantae; Streptophyta; Magnoliopsida; Malpighiales; Euphorbiaceae. Gene Ontology annotation, molecular function: phosphatase activity.
AAUGUGAGGACAACAAUCGUUCUUGAAAAUGCCAAAACAAUCUCCAUAAACCAAACAAAUAGCACAGUACCCACCACCCAAUCGCCAAUUAUCAACGAGAUUAUCUGAUUACCAGCUAUGAUACCCCACAGGGUAACAUUUCCUUCAUAAAUGCAUAAGAAACAUAGAGCCAAAUGGAAAACAAAAGCAAAAGAAACUGAAAGAAUUACUGCCCUUUCCAUAAAUACAAAAGCUUUGAAAUCUUAAGCCCACCUCACAGCAAGAUGGUUUGUGAAGUUCUCACCUUCAAAAUCCCUCUGUAUUCAAGAUUCAACACUAUAUCUAAUUCAAGAAGAUCCACUAAAUGCCCUGUAAGACUUAGAAUCCAAUGCUCAAAUUCUAGUCCAAACAUGCCUCUUGCAACUGACAUGCUUCAAAAUGAUGCAUCAGUCACUGAUGGUGCAUAUGGUUUUGAAAGUGCAACAACAUCACUUACUCGGAAAUUGUUGUCAUCAUCAAAGAAGGUCACUAUUGUAAGACAUGGGCUUAGCUCUUGGAAUGAAGAGGGUAGAAUUCAGGGAAGCUCAAACUUAUCUGUCUUAACUGAAACUGGAGUGAGGCAAGCAGAGAGGUGUAGGCAAGCCAUGGCAAAUAUACACUUUGACAAGUGCUUUUCAAGUCCCAUAUCUCGUGCCAAGUCUACUGCAGAAAUCAUAUGGCAAGGGAGGGAAGAACCAUUAGUUUUCCUCGAUUCACUAGAAGAGGCCCAUCUAUUUUUCCUUGAAGGCAUGAAAAAUGUGGAUGCUAGAGAGAGAUAUCCAAAGGAGUUUACAAUGUGGAGAGAAAAUCCUGCUAAUUUUUAUGUGAACGGUGUCUACCCUAUCCGAAAAAUAUGGGCCACAGCCAGAGAAGCUUGGACAGAAAUCUUGCUUUCACCUGGACAAAAUUUUUUGGUUGUAACACACAAGUCAAUCUUGAGAGCAUUAAUCUGCACAGCUUUGGGGCUAGGCCCAGAGAGGUUCCGUGCCAUCGACGUGAAUAAUGGAGGCAUAUCAGUGUUUGAUUUCAACGAAAGAGGAGAAGCAAUGCUCCAAUCUUUGAAUUCAACAGCCCACAUGUACAGUGACCAUGUCUAUCAAUAUUGAAACUUCUAUGGUACCACUAGAUGAUGAGAAAGCUAAUUCUGCUGACAAGAACAUUAUUACCAAAAACAGCAGGACAGUUCUCCUAGAGUGAUGAUGAACAGAUUGCAGAGAAAGAGUUCGGUCUCACUUGUUAUUGGCCUCAGCUCAGAGACAUAAUCUUCAGCUAAACAACAAACUUGUAGUUCUAGCUAUGGAAUUGUGUAUGUGAGUGCUUGUAUGAGCUGAAUAAAGCUCAUUUCUACUAGACCUUUUUCUUUCCAUUUGUUUCAGCACAAACUAAAUCAUAAUGUGCAAUGGAACAGUAAAUGAUCGAGAAGUACAUUGGAAUAAUGUUGCAUGUAUAUCACAUUUAUGAUUGCAAUGUUGGUGCAUUCAUAUAUUACUGUGAACUAAAGUUAGUGAUCUAAUAUCUGCCAAGGCUUGAAGUAUUGCACUGCCAAA